Molecule: messenger RNA, 22602 nt
Organism: Loxodonta africana (African savanna elephant)
Lineage: Eukaryota; Metazoa; Chordata; Mammalia; Proboscidea; Elephantidae
Gene: HCFC2
Product: host cell factor C2
Exons: 15
Coding region: 22-2403 (793 amino acids)
Biological process (GO): chromatin remodeling; regulation of DNA-templated transcription
Cellular component (GO): histone methyltransferase complex
Molecular function (GO): protein binding; transcription coactivator activity
Source: RefSeq, a predicted model, not a curated record
AGAGGGGCGGGGGUUGGGAAGAUGGCGGCUCCCAGCCUCCUCAACUGGAGGCGGGUUUCCUCCUUCACGGGGCCGGUCCCCCGCGCCCGGCACGGACACCGGGCCGUGGCCAUCCGGGAGCUGAUGAUCAUCUUUGGAGGGGGCAAUGAGGGCAUCGCGGACGAGCUGCACGUCUACAACACCGUUACCAAUCAGUGGUUCCUACCAGCUGUUCGGGGAGACAUCCCUCCAGGCUGCGCUGCCCAUGGAUUUGUCUGUGAUGGCACCAGAAUAUUAGUAUUUGGGGGAAUGGUUGAAUAUGGAAGAUACAGCAAUGAGUUAUAUGAGUUACAAGCAAGUCGUUGGUUGUGGAAGAAAAUGAGACCCCAGCCCCCUUCUUCUGGUUUACCUCCUUGUCCUCGGCUUGGACAUAGCUUUUCUUUAUAUGGUAACAAAUGCUAUUUGUUUGGUGGCCUGGCAAAUGAAAGUGAAGAUUCAAACAAUAACGUUCCCAGAUACUUAAAUGAUUUCUAUGAGUUGGAACUACAGCAUGGUUCUGGUGUUGUGGGUUGGAGCAUUCCAGUGACUAAAGGGAUUGUGCCUUCUCCAAGAGAAUCCCACACAGCCAUUAUAUAUUGCAAAAAAGAUUCUGGAAGUCCUAAAAUGUAUGUUUUUGGGGGAAUGUGUGGUGCUCGCCUGGAUGACCUAUGGCAACUUGAGUUAGAAACUAUGUCAUGGUCAAAACCAGAGACUAAAGGAACAGUGCCACUUCCACGAAGCCUUCACACAGCCAAUGUUAUAGGAAACAAGAUGUACAUUUUUGGUGGAUGGGUUCCAUAUAAAGGGGAAAAUAUUGAGACGUCACCUCAUGAUUGUGAAUGGAGAUGUACUAGUUCAUUUUCUUACCUAAAUCUGGAUACAGUUGAGUGGACCACCUUAGUAUCAGAUUCUCAGGAAGAUAAGAAAAAUUCAAGACCAAGACCAAGAGCUGGACACUGUGCUGUUGCAGUUGGCACUCGAUUAUAUUUUUGGAGUGGAAGAGAUGGCUACAAAAAAGCAUUGAAUAGUCAAGUUUGCUGCAAGGAUCUUUGGUAUCUUGAUACUGAGAAACCAUCAGCACCAUCACAAGUACAACUGAUCAAAGCCACUACCAACUCUUUCCAUGUCAAGUGGGAUGAAGUGCCUACAGUUGAGGGCUAUCUUUUGCAGUUGAAUACAGACUUGCCAUACCAAGCGGCAUCAUCAGAUUCUUCAGCAGCACCAACUAUUCAAGGAAUCAGGAUGGACCCUCACAGACAAGGCAGUAAUAGCAUCAUUCCCAACAGUAUCCAUGAUACAGCAAACAGUACAAAAACUGAGCAUACUGCUAUGAAAGGAAUUUUAAUGAAAAACAACCCAGAUCUCAAAGCAUCAACUGAUUCUAAUGCCAUUUUACUUUCAUCUUCACCAACUAAUGCUUCUAAUCAUAAUAGUUGUAUGGUGGAUAUCUUAAGGAAAAAUGAAGGUCCUCACACUUCAGCAAGUGUAGGUGUUCUAAGUAGUUGCCUGGGCUUAAGAACAGUAAUCCCUGAAACUUCUGUAUCCAGUACUGUUUGCAGCGCACAAACUAUGGUAACCCAGCAGACCAUUAAAACUGAAUCAUCCAGUACAAAUGGGGCAGUUGUUAAAGAUGAAACUUCACUAACAGCAUUCAGUACCAAAUCUGAAGUUGAUGAAACAUGUGCACUGCCUGCAAUUAAGAUCAGCCGUGUAGAGACCCAUGCUGCAGCAACAGUUCUGUUUUCUAAAGAGGCUUCUUCAAAUCCAGUGGCCACGGUGAAAACAGGAGAACGACAGUGGUGUGAUGUGGGAAUUUUUAAAAAUAACACAGCUUUGGUGAGCCAGUUUUAUUUGCUGCCAAAAGGGAAGCAAAGCAUCGCAAAGGUAGGAAAUGCAGACGUGCCUGACUACAGUUUACUUAAGAAACAAGAUCUUGUUCCAGGCACAGGAUACAGAUUCAGGGUUGCUGCAAUCAAUGGUUGUGGGAUAGGCCCUUUCAGCAGAAUCAGUGAAUUUAAAACUUGUAUUCCUGGUUUUCCUGGAGCUCCUUCUGCAGUCAGAAUUUCAAAGAACGUUGAGGGUAUCCACCUUUCCUGGGAACCUCCAACUUCACCCUCUGGAAAUAUUUUGGAAUAUUCAGCCUACCUGGCUAUCCGUACAGCACAGAUACAAGAUAAUCCAAGUCAGCUUGUGUUUAUGAGGAUUUAUUGUGGUCUUAAGACCUCAUGUGUAGUAACUGCCGGGCAGCUUGCAAACGCACACAUUGAUUACACAUCCAGGCCGGCCAUUGUGUUCAGGAUAUCAGCAAAGAACGAAAAGGGCUAUGGACCAGCUACCCAAGUUCGAUGGCUUCAAGGUAACAAUAGGAAAGCACCUUUAAGUUGAACUGGUUUUUUACUGAAGUUGUUGUAAUGAUGACUAUUUAUUAGUAACUGGUUAUGAAGAUUUGUCAUUUAAAAGAGUUAUUCUUUGAUUGUAUUUCUAGCAGUUAUGAAUUUGAGUUUGUAAGUUCUUAAAAUGUAUUUGCUCAAUUCUAGAUCCAAAUAAAAAUAGAAAAGCAAAGACUCUGAAAAUUAGUACAUACAUAUAUGCAUAUAUGCGUAUGUAUAUAUUAGUAUAUGUAAAGCCAAAAGACUUUGACCCCAAUAUCUUUUAUAAAGGCUGUGUAACUCAGUUAUCCUGGAGUUAUUGAGAUGAUUGUAGUAACUGGCUGUUGUACUUUAUGCUCUUACGUAGUGUUCUCUACACUGUAAAUACCCUCUUUACGUUCUCUCUCUAACUUCGUUCUCCAUGAGCAGUGGUCCUCUAACAACUGUCUCCUAUUGAAUAAUAAUUAUGAUACUAAUUUUAGGAACCAUUUGAUUCUUUUUUGCUUAUUUACAGUUAGCAGAAAGCUUAAGAAAAUUUUUUUAAAAGUUCAGAAACUCUCUUUUUGAAUUCUUACUAUUUUCUAAGGAUCAUGAUAAAAUACAAAAAGAAUAAUGGAUUUCUUGAUUCUUAUCAGGCCAAUACAUUUAAUGUAUAUUUGACCAAAACACUUCACUUAAACUGGCCCUCAGUUUCCUCAUUAGUAAAUGAGGUAGUUAAAAGACUUUCUCUUUAAGGUCCUUUUCAGCACUAAAAUUCUGUAUCUUCAUGAGAAGUGAGGUAUAUUCUGAACAUUUCAACAUCUGUCUUAAUCACUUUAACUUUGCUUUCCCUGAAAUUAAAACCUUCAUAAUUUAAAAUUCAAAAUUAAAGUCUCUGUCCUCCUAUUGCAGAAAGAAGCACCUUAACAGGACACAAGUUUUGAAAUAGUGUUUUAAACAUUUGUAAGAUUUUGUAAAUGCUCCAAAUGUUUUAUUUUUGCAUUGUUUUUAUCUUGAAAUUGUAUAAACUUUUUUACAACUGAAAUAUAAGCAUUAGACAGCUUACUCAGGUUCCAUUAUAACCUUAAAGAUACAGAUAGGUGUUAUGAACACUCUGCUAGCAGUAACAUGUUUUAAACCUUUAGGAAUUUCACAGUUCUACUGCCUGUUCAAAUCUGGGAUGAAUAUACAAGAGCAAUAAUUGCAGAAAAGAUAGUUCAGACUAAGAGCUGCAUUAGCUGCAGGGGCACAGUCUGUCCUCUAAAGCCACAUCACCUUACGCCAGCUUAGGUGGACUGAGUAGCUGUGUCCUCAGACUUUAUGUACAAUACCCUCAGUAAAGAUGGAUUUCAUUGUGCAGAACUGAUAUUAUAUGUGUGUUCCAGUGACUAAUUUAAAAUGUAUAGAAUAUUUUAAUAUAUAAUUUUUAUAAAGAACUGGGAUUUUUAUACUACAGUAUUUGUAAUUCAUGUGUCUCACAAAGUUUCUCUUGAAGAAAAUAUGCAAACUGUUAGACACAUAGAGAGUGAUUUCUGAACUCUAAAGGUAAAAUAAAUGCACUACUAUGGUGUUGGUAGAAUACCUUUUCUUGUGGCUCUAUGAAUCCUUAAUCUUUAAAUGUGUACUUUACAAACAAUGUUUACAAGGAGCUCCUCCCAUUUGUUAUUCCAGCAGGUCCCUUGGUGAGAGCUUCAUUCUGCAUUUGCUUAACUCAUAUGCUUUGCUUUUGGCAUAUGCUUGCUUUUUGCACUAGUAGAAUUUUAACUUACCUCAUUAUUAUGUUUGUAAUCAUUUGUAUAGCUUCCAUAAUGUGUCUGAUAUAGGCUAAACAAAUAUUUAACCAAAGUUAAAGAUAAAAUAAAUGGUAAGCAAUUUUGCACAUAUUAAAUACUAGGGUUUGUCGUGUGUGUAUAUUUAGUUGAAAAAACAGUAAGAAUGGGAAGUUAUAGUAAAUGUAUAUUUCAAGCUCAAUUAUUUUAAUAAUGUAUUUGCUUUAUUAGGAAAAGCCUGCUUUUUAACCCCUUCUUUUGUAUUAAUCUGUAUUAUUUAGCAAUUUGCAUCUUAAAGCACUUCUCUCUCUCUCUUUUUUUUUUUUAAAUAUUUUUUGUUGUAAAAUUGAAGCACUUCCCUUAAUGACAAGGGAUAAGUUGAUUUUAAGCAAAGGAUAGAGUAUUUGUUUGAGUGUGCACGGUUACACCUAUUUAGUAUUUUCAGGUCUUUGGUUUACUUUGCUUAAAUGCCUCUACUUUUCUAGACCAGGAAUAUGAAGCUAUAGUUCUAACAUACAACUUAUUUUUCAGAGGGAAGGGCAGUCUUUCUAUACCAAGGGAUUUGUUAAAAUAAUAAAUGUUUUCACUUUGAGAAUUAGCCCAGAUUCUGUUGUCAUUUUUUGGUGUUUGUACACUAAGCACCAGUCACAUUUAUCUCUCUGAAAAAUGAUUGGUGACUGAAAGAUGCCAUUGAGAAAUCUCUGUGGCUUUGACAUUAGUAGUUAAUAUGAGAUCUUAGAGCUGUGUGUUCAUGAAUAGAAUGGAUUGGGGGUAAAUAAAGAGAGAAGUGCAUUUAGCUUCUUAUCAUUUGCACAUUUUCUAAGUAAAGAUCCUGUUGUGUAGCAGUAGACCAUGUCAUGCAUGUAUCUUCCGUAAGAGGAUUUACAAUGAGUUAAGUUACUUUCUUUAGUCCCCUGGUUGAAUAAGGAAUUCAGAUGUAGCAAGCUUUUAUGCCACAUCCUCUUCCUGCACUCUGCAACUUUGAUUUACAUAUAUAGUAAAAAAAUGUUUCAUGUUGCAUGCUCUUAGAAUUAUGUUUUCUAAGAUACUGUAUUGGCUUCAUUUUAGUUUAGUAAACCAUUUUGGCAAUUUUAACUAUAAAUCAGGCAAAUAUAAGCUCAAUUUUAUCUGAAAUUUUUAAAAAAUUAAAAUAAUCUGAUUGCAUGUCACCCUCCACCUCAUAACCAUAUUACAUAAAUAUAAUCAUCUAUAGAAAGGUAAAACCGUUGAUCCAUUAUUUCGAAAACUUGUAGACUAGCAAAGAUUUUUUCUGAUUAGAGAUAUGGUCUUUUCUAAAGAUGCUUUUAUUUAAGGAAAAAAAAAAGCUGCAGCAUUUGUAACAUAAAAAUAAUUUGUAACUUUGGAUAUAAAGAGAUUAUUAGUAUUUAAAAUAAUUGUAGUCAUCUAAUGAAAUAGAUUGCAAAAUAGACUCGGUCUUUGUGUUUUCCAAGAACUGAUUUUAGGCAGUUUUAUGUAUUGUGUACCAAUGUUAUGUAAAAUAAAGCACCUUUUCUACUAUAUAAGCAGUUAUAUAUGUUAUUUAUUUUGAACUACGUGAAAGGAAAAUUAGUGAUGUCAGAGAAAAUCUGUAGAAAAAUUGAUUCUGUGUCAUUCAUUUUAAGUAAGAAUAUAAGCAUUCUCUAAAUUGAGAGUUGAUUUUGUCUAAAAACUUGUUUCUAAGUUAGUUGGUUCUAACUGGGAAUUAUUUUCUCAUAGAAACAAGAUGCCUAUCUAACCCUUAUUGUAGCUGAACUAGUAUGCUUGAAAGUAAAAAGGCAAAUGGCUCUAAGGAGUUGUUGUCACCACUUUUUUCUUUUAUGUACUGUUAAUUUUUUUUCCUUUAUCCUUUUUGCCUUUUUUUAAUUCACGGCAGCCAGGCUUGUGCCCCACUACUCCAUCAAAAUAGCUCUUACAGAGGGCAGAGAUAACCUUCUAUUUCCCAAAUCCCAUGAACUCUUUCAUCAUGCUUCAUCUUGUUGUUCGAAGCUUUUACCCACUCCCUUGACAUUUUCAGGUUUUUUUAGUUUCUGUGAUACCAUGCUGUCUGUCUUUCCUUAUGCACUUACUCCUGUUUUCAAUCCCCUUCUUCACCUUCACUUCUUUUCUCAAGAUUCAUGUCAGAUGUUGCCAGCCUGAUGAAGCAUUUCCUGACUACCUUAGUUAUCUAGUGCUGCUAUAACAGAAAUACCACACGUGGAUGGCUUUAACAAAACAGAACUUUACUCUCUUGCAGUCUAGGAGGCUAGAAGUCCAAAUUCAGGGUGCCAGCUCCAGGGGACGGGUUUCUGUCUAUGUUGGCUCUGGGGAAAGGUCCUUGUCAUCAAUCUUCCCCUGGUCUAGGAGCGUCUCAGUGCAGGGACUCUGGGCCCAAAGGACGCACUGCUCUCCUUGUUCUUCAUUCUUUGUGGCAUGAGGUCCCCUGGUCUCUCUGCUCCUUUCUCUCUUUUAUAUUGCAAAAGAGAAUGACUCAAGGUACAGUGUAAUCUUGUAGGUUGAGUCCUGCCUCAUUAACAUAACUGCCUCUAAUCCUUCAUUAACAUCACAGACGUACGAUUUACAACACUUAGGAAAAUCACAUCAGAUGACAAAAUGGUGGACAGUCACGCAGUACUGAAAAUCAUGGUCUAGCCAAGUUGACACACAUUUUUGGGGUACACAAUUCAAUCCAUAGCACUGACAUACUCCACUUCCAGGUAGAUUUGACCCCUUCUUUUUGUGUUCCCACUGCCCUUUGUUAAAUCUUGCAUCAUAGCAGCCUAAAAGCUAUGUGCCCUUAUUUGUUAGCAUUGUCCUUUUCCCCCUGCCAGAUGGUAGGUCUUUGAGGCGGACUGGGUCUUUAUAUCCUUCUGUAUCAGCCAUUUAGCUGGUACUUAAAUAUUUCAACAAACAGUUAAAGAAAAUCCCCACCUUUACACUUUUCCAUACCCUCCACUUGGGAGAAAAAUGUGACAGUCUGUUUCUGUAAAGAUUUACAGCCUUGGAAACCCUAUGGAGCAGUUGUACUCUGUCCUACAAGGUUGCCAUGAGUUGGAAUCGACUUGAUGGCAAUGGAUUUUAUACUUCCACGCCCCACUCUCAUGUUGAGAUCAAAAUGAGAGGGAGGCUUUGAAAAGGAAAGAGGUUUUAACAGGUUUAACAAGCCCCUGGAGAAAAUACAAACUGUAUAGCCUUGUCUUACCCUACCCUCCGAUUAGUGAGGCUCCUAAGAGAAGGUCAGGGAUAAAUAAGCGAUGUGUCACAUAUUUGCUGGGCUAAAGGGGAUUUAAUGUAGGUUUUUAUGGAUCUCAAGAAGAGGACUUUGAUCUAAAAAGACCUGAGUAUUUAAGGAGAUCGAUGGGUAUAUCUGGAUUAUGAUUUUUAACAUAACGUGAUCAGGAAAAUGAGCUAAAAAUCUUUCAAAAGUUAGUCUCUCUAAUAUCCAUGUAGUGAAGCCAUGGACAAUUAUCUAGCACUAGAUAAAAAAACCUAAGGGGUCUUGGUGACAGUGGUUAAGAGCUCGGCUGCUGUCUGAAAGGUUAGCAUAUCAAACCCCACCAGCUGCUCCAUGGGAGAAAAGACCUGGCGAUCUUCUCUUAUAAGUAUUAUAGCCUAGGGAACCCUGUGGGGCAGUUCUACUCUGUCCUAUAGGGUUGCAGUGAGUUGGAAUCGACUGGAUGGCACACAACAGCAGAAAAUAAACUACCUGCUUAUUUAAGCCCAGGACACUGCUGGAGAACACGGAAGACCAGAAUUAGACCUGUACCAGAUUCUGUUACAUAUCAGGUCAGGUCGGUGUUGUCACCUCUGAGCUCGUAGGACAAAGAUUUUUACCCUACAGGAAGAUAAGGUGACAUUGGCACACCUUCCUUCCAAGCCAUCCGGUUACAUUUGUGAGUCCCUAUACUUACAUAUUUCUGUAACUCUAAAAAAAAUCCACCCAGUGCCUCUGUAACUCUAGAAAAGGCUUAUUUUGAUCAUGCCUGGAAAUAUGAACUGCAGCAUUCUGGGGAAAAACAAAUUCUGUAAACUGGAUGAAGAAAGAAAAGGCUAUAAAAUCUCAGGAAUCAGUAACCUUGUUCAAAAUAGAAUUCUAUAUCUAAUUUAGUAUCCAUUUGUUUCCCCCUUAUUGUCUGUCUGCAGAAGUAAAAUCAGGAAAAUGUCCACUUGUGGCUCCAUUAAAAGAUCGUGAAUCUGAACAAAGACCAUCUGAAACUGAGUGUGAAAUUCUUUUAUGUAUUGUUAUCUUGGAUAAAUUGAAUUCAGCAAGGGUCUGGUACUUAAAGGUAGUUUUAAAUUCAAAGUCUGGCUAUGACUCCUGUCUUGGGCCUGAAAUUCUAAAGUCUUGUGAAUACAAUAUUAGGAGGCCUUUGACCAUGGGGGAAACCCUGGUGGCGUAGUGGUUAAGUGCUACGGCUGCUAACCAAAACAUCGGCAGUUCAAAUCUGCAAGGCGCUCCUUGGAAACUCUGUGGGGCAGUUCUACUCUGUCCUAUAGGGUCGCUAUGAGUUGGAAUCGUCUCGACGGCACUGGGUUUGGUUUUGGUUGGUUGACCAUGGGUAGAGAGAAGGCUGUGGAGUCACAGGUAUGAGGUUGUGGAGGCUACAGAAGUAUUCUUUAUUUACUGAUUUGAUUUGCUGAUUUGACAAGUUUCUAUAGAUUGCCUAGUUAUGUCAGGGUGUUUACAUAUAACCUCUGAAGAUAAAAGUGCAGAAAGUAUGAGUUAGUGGCUUAUCAGAUAUGGAAGCUGUAACAGAGAAGGAACCUGGUCUCCUUACCGCCAAGAAGCAGGAAGCUAAAGAAUACUUCAGUCCUCAGCCUGAGAAUUUGGGAAGGCAUAAGGAGCCCUUCACGUUUGAGCACAUACAGGUUAAAAAGAAAAGGUAGCAGUUGGUUUUUGUUUAUUGAACACAGAGUAACCCUGUCCCCUAGUAAAUCACGGCCCAAAAAUGUCCAGCUCUGACCAGGAGGAUUAUCCCUUCCCUUCCUCCUCCUCUAGUGGGGAAGAAUUAGGUCUGGGGUAGAGAGCAAAGCAGAUGCUCCUUCCUGGCAUUUCCCUACCUGGGAGAGAGAGUGAAGUCCCCUAAGACCCUGAGAAGGUUUCCCUCCUAAUUUCGUUUUCAUGUUGGGAAAGGGGCAAAAAGCUACAGGUAUAAUAAUUGCCAUACAAUAUAACAAAGGUGUGGGUGAGCCACUUAUGCCACCAUAGCAUGCAAGAGAGGGGUUUUUUUAAGGGUGAAACAUAGACAGGGAAGGCAGCAACAGCUGGCAUAGGAAGAAGAUGGCCAAAGCUCAUUUUCAUGACUGGCAAGCUAAGGAUUAUGUUUGUUUUUUCGUUGCCGUCGAGUCGAUUCCGACUCAUAGCAACCCUAGAGGACAGAGUAGAACUGCCCCAUAGAGUUUCCAAGGAGCACCUGGUAGAUUUGAACUGCCGAUGUUUUGGUUAGCAGCCGUAGCACUUAACCACUACGCCACCAGGGUUUCCAAAGGUUUAUAUGUAGGCUUUGAUAAAUAACAACAGAAACGGUUGCCGUCAGUUGAUCCCAAACCCAUGUGUGUCAGAGUAGAGCUAUGCUCCAUAGGGUUUUCAAUGGAUGAUUUUCAGAAAGAGAUCACAAGGCCUUUCUUCUGUGGCACCUCUGGAUGGAUUGAAACCUCCCAUCUUCCCAUUAGCAGCCAAGUGCGUUGACCAUUUGAUAGAGAAGGCUAAAGCAGGUGUCUGAGUGGAGUUCCGAAGGUCCAACUGCUUGAUCCAAAAUGAGCCUGCCACCAGCUGCAUUUUAGCACCCCUUGGUGACAUUGUCCAUUCCUGCUUAAAUAUGGGUAAGAUUCUGGGUCCUGCAACUGCCUGGGGCUUUUAAAAUAGCUACAGCAAUUCCUAGAAAUUCUGAUGAGAUGGCAGCCUCAGGUUAGACCCAGUUAGGGAGAUUGGACCUGGAGAAUAUACUUUCUACUUCCUCUUUCCCUGGGAAUGGGUUGCUGGCCAUUUCCUGCUGGGCCUAGUCAACCCCAUGCACUAACUCCCUGCCCCAAGAUAAUAACUUCAGCAGCCCUGUUUGGGUAAAGGGGAUGGGUGGAGUGUUUGAAGGUCUGUCUUUUUUCCCCCCAGAACUUUUGAAUUGUGUAUCAAAAUACCUAGCUAAUUCUCCCAGUCAGGAGAAAUUGCACAUGGACUAUGUCAUAUUUAGCCUGCAAAACGGCAUUGCCAGUGAUGAACUUGGCAAAAGGUCUCGAUUGCAAAAUUGUUAUGCCAUUUUAUGACCAACCUGGCACCUGUUAUUGACCAGUGUGGAGAAACAGUUAAUGUCACCACCACAUACCUUCCGUAUUUUAUGAAUAUUUAACACAUGAACGUGUUAUUAGGAGAAUGUGCCAAAGGGAAUUUGUACUUUUGAAAGUCAAGAGAAUUCAGUAAAGAGGUGGUGUCUGUCAGUUUAUUUUGGAGGUUUGCAUCACCUAUGGUUUCAUUCUCUGCGUUUUACAAAUAAUUUUACCCACCUGAGCAAAAUAACCAAUUAACCAAUUUAAGUAUUGCUUUUCUAAGUUGACUCUGUGCCAACUUAGAAAAGCAAUACUUAAAACUGCCAUCUCUUUGAAUCUUGAACCCUAGGGGAAUCUAGUUAACGUCUUUGAGGAAUAAUUUCUACUCUUUUUUUUUUUUUUCGUUUAUCAUGUCCUUCUUCCCCACUAGCUAUAAUUGGCUGACUUGCAAAGCACAGCAGCGGCUGAAACAUUGAGCUCCCUCUCUUUUUUGAUGAGAGGAUGUAUUACUUACAUCUUUUUUCUUUUAUUUGUUGUGAAAUGGUACAUGUAAAAGUAUACAGAUUGUACAUGUAUGAUUUGGUUACUAAAAUGAUCACACAUAAACUAGCCUUCAGCUUAAGAACUAGAACACUCUCAGCUGCCUAGAAGCCCCUAUUUGUCUUCUCUGGCCCAACACACGCCACAUGAGGUAAACGUGAUUCAGAAUUUUUUGCUAAUAAUUACCUUGGUUUUGUGUGUGUGUGGGUUUCCAUCUAUGUGUACCCAGUGCGUAUAGUUCCCUAAAUUAUAUAUUGUUUAGUUUUACCUGUUUUUGAACUUUUGUAUGAAUGAAAACAUACUGUAUGUAUUCUGUGACUUUUUUCUGACAUUGUUUUUGAGAUUCCCAUCCAUGUUUAUGCAUGUAAUGGUAUUUCAUUUAUUUUCACUGUUGAGUAGUAUUCCGCUGAGUGAUGAUUAAAACACCCACCAGUGCCCUCGAGUCAAUUCUGACAAUUUAUUUAUCUGUUCUGCUAUUUACAGGCUUCUGGUUUGUUUUCAGUUUUUUGCUAUUAUGAACAAUGCUGCUAUGAACUUUCUGCCCAGUUACAGUGUAAGCUCCGCAUGGGCAGGGUUUUGUCUCUUUUGUAUUCACAGUGUCUGGGACAAUGCCUACACAUGGUAGUGCUCCCUAAGUAUUUGAGAAAUGAGUGGAUUCUUGCAUGUGUCUCCUGGUACACAUGUGCAAGGGUUGCUCUAGGGCAACUGUUUUCAAAGCGUGGUCCAAGGACCCCGGGGGACCUUGAGACCCUUUCAAGGGAGUCUGUGAAGGCAAAAAAGUGUUUUCACAAUAAUACUAAGAUGUUAUUUGUCUUUUUCACUCUCAUUUUUUCAUGAGUUUAAGUAUUUUUCAGGUAUAUGAUGCCAUCACCCUGACAUCUAAUAGAGUGUAUACUUGUGUUUUAAAAAAGUCUUUGUUUUCGUUUCCAGUAUGGUAAAUAUUGAUCUGUAUAACCCACAUAAACAAAAACUCUUUGGGGUCCUCAGUAAUUUUUAGGAAAGUAAAGAGGCUCUGAGACCAAAAAUUUAAGAAGUGCUGCUCUCAGGAGUGGUUUUUACUUGGUAAUGCUAAUUGCUUUCUAAAGCAUUUGUGCCAGUUUAUACUCCCACUGGCAGUAGUUUGAAGUUCCCAUGGCCCCACAUCUUAGCAAACAUUUGGUCUUCAUUUACUGUCUUUCAUAUUUGCCAAUUGAGUGGCCGUUAUUUUUUUUUUUAUAUAUGGUAUCUUAACUGUGGGUUUAAUGUAGUUAUGUUUCAUGUGUUUGGAUUCUUCUGUGAAAUACCUAGUCAUGUUUUUUCUAUUGGGUUAUGUGUCAUUUUUCAUUGAUUCAUAUGAUUUCUUUAUGUAUUCUGAACACCAAUCCUUUGUCAAUUAAAUGUGUUGCAUAUAUCUUCUCCCAGUUUGUGUAUUUAUCUUUUGGAAUUGUAUUGAACUUGUUGAUCAACUUGGAGAAAAUUGACACCUUUUCAGUAUUGAGUCUUCCUAGCUGAGAACAUUGUAUAUCUCUCCAUUUAUUAGGUCUUCUGUAAUGCCUCUCAAUAAACUGUAAUAUUUUUCUCCAUAAAGGCCUUCACGUCUUAUAUUAGAUUUCUUCCUAGGAAUUGUUUUUUAAUGCUAUGAUAAUUUUUUAAAGCUUUAUUUUAAUACACUUUCUACAUUGUUGCUAUUUAUAGAAAUAUUGUUGCUAUAUAUUAAUUUUGGAUCUGGCACAGUAGUCAGGUGCUCAGCUGCUAACUGAAAGGUCAGUGGUUCAAACCUACCAGCUGUUCAGUAAAGAUUUACAGCCUUGGAAGUCCUAUGGAACACUUCUGCUGUAUCCUAUAAGGUCACUAUGAGUUGGAAUCAACUCGAUGGCAGUGGGUUUUUAGGGGGGUAUAUAUUAAUUUUGGAUUCAGCAACCAUGCCAAACAUAUUCUUUUGAGUUUUUUAUGUCAUCAUGUCAUCUGCAAAUAAUGACAGUUUUCUGCCUUUCUGAUUUAUGCCCUUUUUUUUUUUUUUUAAUUAUACUUCAGGUGAAAGUUUACAGCUCAAGUUAAAUUCUCAUACAAAAAUAUAUACAUAUAUUGUUAUGUGACAUAGGUUGCAACACUCCCCCUUUCCACCCCAGGUUUCUUGUGCCCAUUCAACCAGCUCCUGUCCCUUCCUGCCUUCUCAUCCUGCCUCUAGGCAGGAGCCGCCCAUUUGGUCUCAUGUAUCUGAUUGAAACAAGAAGCUCAUACCUCUCAAGUAUUAUUUUUUUAUUUGUAGUCCAGUGUAAUCUUUGUCUGAAAAGUAGGCUUCAGGAAUGGUUUUAGUUCUGGAUUAACAGAGCGUCCGUCUGCAGGCCAUAGUUUCAGGAGUCUUUAUACCUUUUUAAAAAAAUUUUUUUUUCUUUUAUUUCUGUACUAGCUAGGACCUGAACUUAUGAUGGUGCACAUCCUUGUCUUAGUCCUGAUUUUAAAGGGAAUGUUUUCAACAUUUCACUGUUUAGUUUUUUUCCCCCAUAAAUGGCCUUGAUCAGUUUAAGGAGGGUCUCUUCUAUUUCUCCUUUGCUAUUAGUUUUAUUAUGAAUGAGUAUUGCAUUUUAUUGCCUUUUUUGCAUCUAUCUAUUUAAAUGAUUAUUUUCUCUUAUAAUCUGUUAAUGUGUUAAAUUAUGGUGGUCUACUUUUUAAUAUUAAGCUAGCCUUUAAUUCCUAGUAUAAACCCAACUUGGUCAUGAGGAAUGUGCGUGUGCAUGUGUGUUUUAACACAUUGCUGAACUCAAUUGGCCAAUAUUUUGUUUAGGAGUUUUGCACCUAUGUGAAAUUAGCCUGUAAUACUCAUUUCAUGUACUGUCCUUGUUUGGUUUUGGUAUCAAGGUUAUAUUAGCCAUAUGCAGUGAGUUUUUCAAUUUUCUGGAAGCAUUCAUUUAAGAUUGGAACUAGUCCUUAAAAGCAUUUGGUCAUUGUGAGGGAAUUUUUAGCUACUGAUGCAUUGUUUUAACAAGUUGUAGAAUCGUUAGUACUUUAUAUUCUUGAGUCAGUUUUGAUAAAUUGAAUGAAUGUACCCAGUUGAUAAGUUGAAUUUAUGAAUUUAUCCCUAAUCCUAGAGAUUUAUUCAUUUCAUCUUAAUUUUAGUAUGUAUGAAGUUAUCCAUAUUAUCCUUGUAUCUUUUUAGUCUCCACGGUAUCUGUAGUUAGGGCCUUUUUUUCAUUCCUAUUAGUUUAUUUGUGCCUUCUCAUUUUUUCUUGAUAAAUACUUACAGGUUUGUAUGUUUGACCCACUGUCGUUGUUAGGUACCAUCAAGUCAAUUCUGACUCAAAGCUACAGGACGGAGUAGAACUGCCCCAUAGGGGUUCCAAGGAGCGGCUGGUGGAUUUGAACUACCGAUCUUUUGGUUAGCAGCUGAGCUUUUAACCACUCUGCCGUCAGGGCUCCUUUGACCUACUACUUAUUUUAAAAGCGUAUUUUAAAAUUUUCAAAUGAUGGUAGUUCUAGUUGUUGAUUUCAACUUUUGCUUCUAAUUUAAUUUCAUUUUGUCAAAGAAACUGACCUGUAUGAUUUCAGUACUGAAAUUUGAGACCAGGUUUAUGACCAUCUGUGGUCAGUUUUCAUAAAUGUUCCAUGUGUGCUUAAAAAGAAUGUAUAUUCCCCAAUUGUUGAGUAUAGUGUUCUAUAAAUACCCAUUCCACCCAUUGUCCUUGAGUCAAUUCCAACUCAUAGCAACCCUAUAGGACAGAGUGGAACUGCCCAUUGGGUUUCCAAGGCUGAAAUCUUUACGGAAGCAGACUGCUACAUAUUUCUCCCACGGAGCGGCUGGUGGGUUCCAACUGCUGACCUUUCAGUUAGCAGCUGAGCACUUAACCACUGCACCACCAGUGCACAUUAGUGUUCUGUAAUUCUCCAUUAAAUCAAACCUUAGUUGUGCUGUUCAGAUCUUCUGUUCACUGGUUUAUUUUGUACUUGAUUUCUCCUUACUGAAGAGUCUCAAAAGAUCUCAUUAUGAUAGAGGAUUUCUCAGGUUCUCUUGAAGUUGUCAAUAUUUGCUUUUUCUUUUGACUUUUAGGUACAUACUAAUUUAAAAUCGUUAAAUCUUCUUGGUGAAUUGAACCUUGUGUUAUUAGGUAGUGACUUUAUCUCUUGUAAUGCUUGUUGCCUUGUUUUGUUGUUGUUACUUAAUAUAGCAAUCUUUUGGUUAGUUCUUGAUAUAUUUUAGAUUAUUUCUUUGGCAUUAUAUUUCGAGUUUGCAAAGACACACCAAAAACACAAGGCCAAAGAUAAUCUGUCUUAACUAGAUGGUCUAGUUCACUUGUACCUGUUGUGAUUACAAAUAUAUUUGGAUUUAUCUCUAGCCCCUCAUAUGUUACCUAUUGUCCUGGGUUUUUUUGUGUGUGUGCUUGUCAUCCACUUCCCCUGCCUUCUUGCCCUUUUAUUUAUUUUCUUAUUUUUUCCCCUUCUCUAUUUAUUGGAUUUUUAAUUACUGCAUUUGUUUUCCAUAUUAGUUCUAUUUGGUUAACAAAUCUUGUUUGUUCUCUGUGUAAUCUGUCGUUCAUAUUCUCUGUGCUUCUCUUGCGUUUCUUCAAACAUCAUCAGUGUUCCCUGUGAUUUUCCCUUGAGUUUUAUGAUGUUUUAAUUUUCCUUGGAAAACAGGAAUUAUUUGAAGCAGGCUGAGGUUGAUAACUGUGAAUUUGUUUGCUCCGCCAGACACCUGGGCGCUACCAACCUUGGACCACUUUAAAUGAUCAGCUUGAAAGUUCUGUAAUUUCAGGUCAGAAAUCACCUUGAGGGCUGACCUGUGGCUAGGGAGUUAAGGAUGGUGAUUUUUUCCCCUUCCACCCAGUACCAAAAGUGAGACAGGCAACAUUUCUUGCUGUCCACCUCUCUUAGGCUUUAUCUCCAGGCCCCCUUCUGCUGCUAUCAAAGUUAAAGUUUAGGACUCCAGAAUUCAACUGAAAUCCUUAGGGCCAAAGCAGGCUUUGGGUGCUGGCUUACCUCACAGGUGUCCUGUUUCUGCUUCAUUUUUGGAGUUCUGUAGAUUCCUCUGAUGUCAACUCAGUGAUACAUUUUCAAAGAUUAAAAGAUUUUCUUAUAUUAUUUUUUAUAUUUUAUUCAGCAUUUGGGUUUUUUUUUCUAACUGGGAGUCAUCGAAGUUAUCUAGACUGCCUUACCCCCGGAAACAGAAGUCUAGAGUAAAAUUUUUUUCACUUUGCCCUUGAUAUGAGUAGGAAACAUGGUACUUUGUAGUCUACAGAAUUCUAGGAUGCCUAGUUCUCUCCCCUGCAUUGUCCCACAAGAUAGCCCUUUUAUGGUCUAGGGGACUGUUGCUUGCAAGGUUGGAAAUGUACAGGAAGCAACCAUUUUUUAAAGCUAUAUUCUUCCUCCAAAGUAAGGAAUGGCUGUGCCGUUUCCUUAAAUGGCUGUUAGGCCAAAUAUUACUUCUUCCUGUUCUUUGAUUGAUUGCUUUGGUCUGAAAAAGGAUUUGGGUUUCGUUUCUUGUAAACCUAACACUGGAGAUUAUAUAUGCAUGAAUGAGCCUUCCUGGCAUACCUGUCCAACUGAAAAGGCACUGUUAUGACUUAUCUUUGCACAACAACUACCCAGUGUUCAAGGUUCAGAAAUAAGCCUUCAUUCAGAUGUACUCUGAAAUUGGGCCCUGGAAAACACGGGCAAAAGACACAAACCUGUUAUUGCUUGCUCUUAGGACAUUCAAAGAAGGCCUAAGUUAUACCUAAGAGGCAAAAGCUUAUGCCACAGUGCUGGAAUUUUAUAAUCUUAGUGUAUUUUUGUAGAAUAUAGAGGAAUACCUAUUAACACAUAAUUUGCACCCCUAAAACUAAUACAUGGCCAUUAAGCUUCUAGAGGCAGUGCCAACACAUAUUUUACAGACUUUAUUCUUGUUUGGCACAUGUGCUGGCAUUAACCUUGAAAACAGAGUUCUUGCAGCACAUUGCUUGCAUAGGUGUCUGUUUAAAGUACAAAAGAGAAUAGUCCCUGGAGUCAGGUCUGGGAAAGCUGUAGCUGUGUUACCAGGCAAGCUUCCAUUAUUAAAGACGAUGGCCAGAAGUAAACAUUUAGUUUUUACCUAUAGAAUUUUUACCCACCUGCCUAUAACUAGGGUUCUUAAGGAAUGAUAGUUGUUUUGUUGUGUUCUAUAUGGCUGGCAAAAUUUCUGUUCGUAAAAAUCUCAGAUUGUAUAAAUGUAUGUGAGGCUUAUCUGUGCAAAUGUGUAAAAUGUAGAAUAGUUUCGGAACAUUAAAAAAAAGCCCGUUAAAAAUGGAAUGCAACAAAAGACAAUAACCAGAAGCCAGAGAAAUGAAUCCAUCCCAAUGCCAUUUGUGACCUAUGGUUUGAAGGGAUUCUGCCUUAUGGUUUUAAGAAUCCUUAAAAUCAGGUACAAAGAGAAGCAUACUCUUUGAAGAACUGCCUACAGAAGCCCACAUAUAGGCUGAGUUACAGACCUGCUGUUUUGAGAGGUGUUUAUUUCUGUAUUUGGUGGUUUUAACAAAUGUUUAAAAAGCUUUCUUGAUGAAGUUUAAGCUGAAGCCUAAAGGGUGAGUGACACUGAGCCAGGCGAAGGAAGAGGAAGAAUAUUCUAGGCAGAGAGAAGUAUAUGUGUUAAGGCCAUGGCAGGAAGGAUUGGGGGAGGCAGAGUACUUGGCAACAAGGAGCCAAGAUAUCAAGAUGACUAGAACGUGGCGAACAAGAAGCUAAACUUGAUGAGGUAAGCACAGGUAACCUUUCCAGUUCUAAAAGAAGCCACAGAUUAAAACUGAGUAUUUUUCAGUGUCGUACAGCUUCAAAGACAAAGUUAGGAGGGUCGUCCCAUUUUUAACUCAAUAAGCACAUUGUAUGAUUUACUAUGAGUUUAAGGUCAAUGUAUACAAAUUAUUAGCUUAUAAGAAAUGAAAAUAACAUAUAGGUUAUCUAAUUCAGGAAGACCAAAAAUAUAAUUUGAAACAGACUAGAUUUUGGUAUAGAUCAUACCCAAUUAUCACUUAUCUCAGUGGCUCAAAAGGUUUAUUUUAUCACAUAAAACAGCAAAUAUUGUCUUGUUUUGGACUGUUGAUAAAAUAACCAACAAUUUCCCCUAAGGAAAAGUAUAUGUAUUUUUAAAAUCUUGCACUUUCAAGAUUUCAUUCUUGGCAAAUUGUAGAAACUUUUUUUUCUUUCAUUUUUCAUGCCAAAAGGCUAUUGCUGUAAAAAUCCUUUUUUAGUUGGGCCCUUGUAACGAUGUUCAGUUAGUAUUAAAGGUAAAUGCUAUUUCCUUUAAUUCACAAAGACAAUCCAGAAAACAGUCGAUAAGGUAUGUUUUUGGAAAAAACACUGUAUAAAUAUUAUACUGUAGGAGAAGAGAAAACAAAGUACAAAUAGCUUAAGACAACAACGUAUCAAAGUAUAUGACUUAGGAAAGUAGAAUUUUUAAAAAUAAUUCUACCUGGACUAAAGCAUCUCCGCUAUAACGAGGAAUGAGGUAGUGAGGGGAAAAGAAGCUAGUCAUGUCUGUAUCUGACUUAAGUCACUGAAGCGCAUUUCUCUUAGAUAUUCAUAAAUGCAAUAUUUACAAAAUUAUAAAAAAGUUUUUUAGGUUAAGGUGGGAGCUUAUACUUAAAAAGUCCUGAGGUGGGGGGCGGGGGAUGAUGUUCAAUUAAAUGCAACAUAGGCCAAAUAAGAAGCCAGCACUAAUUCUCACAUGUAUAAAGAGAUUUUGUACCUGAUACAUACAAAAUCUCAAAUUUUCUUUUGUCAGAGUAUGAAGGUCAUAUAACCCCAAAUUUACCUGAUUUAACAUUUUAGUUAGUACUUACUGGUGAUUGGAAUGCGAAAGUUAGAAACGAAGAAGGAUCAGUAGUUGGAAAAUAUGGUCUCGGUGACAGAAACAAUGCUGGAGAUCGCAUGAUAGAAUUUUCUAAGACCAACAACUUCUUCAUUGCAAAUACCUUUUUUCACCAACAUGAAUGGCAACUGUACACAAGGACCUCGCCAGCUGGAAUACAAAGGAAUCAAAUCGACUACAUCUGUGGAAAAAGACUAUGGGAUUCAAUAUCAUAAGUCAGAACAAGGCCAGGGGCCAAAUGAGGAAAAGACUAUUGCUCCUAUGCAAGUUCAAGUUGAAACUGAAGAAAAUUACAAGUCCACGAAAGCCAAAGUACGACCUUGAGUAUAUCCCACCUGAAUUUAGAGACCAUCUCAAGAAUGGAUUUGACGCAUUGAAUACUAUUGACCAAAGACCAAACGAGUUGUGGAAUGACAUCAAGAACAUCAUACAUGAAGAAAGCAAGAGGUCAUUAAAAAGACACGAAAGAAAGGACCCAAAUGGAUGCCAGAAGAGACUCUGAAACUUGCUCUUGAACAUCGAACAGCUAAAGCAAAAGGAAGAAAUGAUGAAGCAAAAGAACUGAACAGAAGAUUUCAAAGGGUGACUUGAUUGAGAAGACAAAGCAUUAUAAUGACAUGUGCGAAGAGCUGGAGUUAGAAAACCAAAAGGGAAGAACACGCUCGGCAUUUCUCAAGCUGAAAGAACUAAAGAAAAAAUUCAUGCCUCGAGUUGCAAUAGUGAAGGAUUCUAUGGGCAAAAUAUUAAACAACGCAGGAAGCAUCAAAAGAAGAUGGAAGGAAUACACAGUCAUUAUACCAAGAAGAAUUAGCCAACAUUAACCAUUUCAAGAGGUAGCAUAUGAUCAGGAACCAAUGGUACUGAAGGAAGAAGUCCAAGCUGCACUGAAGGCAUUGGUGAAAAACAAGGUUCCAGGAAUUGACGGAAUAUCGAGAUGUUUCAACAAACGGAUGAAGCACUGGAAUUACUCAUUCUUCUGUGCCAAGAAAUUUGGAAGACAGCUACCUGGCCAACCAACUGGAAGAGAUCCAUAUUUGUGCCUAUUCCCAAGAAAGGUGAUCCAACUGAAUGUAUAAAUUAUCGAACAAUAUCAAUAUCACACGCAAGCAAAAUUUUGCUGAAGAUCAUUCAAAAGGGGCUGCAGCAGUAUAUCGACAGGGAACUGCCAGAAAUUCAGGCUGAAUUCAGAAGAGGACAUGGAACCAGGGAUGUCAUUGCUGAUGUCAGGUGGAUCCUGGCUGAAAGGAGAGAAUACCAGAAAGAUGUUUACCUGUGUUUUAUUGACUAUGCAAAGGCAUUUGACUGUGUAGAUCAUAACAAAUUAUGGAUAGCACUGCAAAGAAUGGGAAUUCCAGAACACUUAAUUGUGCUCAUGAGGAACCUGUACUUAGACCAAGAGGCAGUUGCUCAGACAGAACAAGGGGAUACUGAUUGGUUUAAAGUCAGGAAAGGUGUGCGUCAGGGUUGUAUCCUUUCACCAUACCUAUUCAAUCUGUAUGCUAAGCAAAUAAUCUGAGAAGCGGGACUAUAUGAAGAAUGGGACAUCAGGAUUGAAGGAAGAUUAUUAACAACUUGCAUUAUGCAGAUGACACAACUUUGCUUGCUGAAAGUGAAGAGGACUUGAAGCACUUACUGAUGAAGAUCAAAGACCACAGCAUUCAGUAUGGAUUACACCUCAAAGAAAACAAAAAUCCUCACAACUGGACCAAUAAGCAGUAUCAUGAUAAAUGGAGAAAAGACCGAAGUUGUCAAGGAUUUCAUUUUACUUGGAUCCACAAUCAACAGCCAUGGAAGCAGCAGUCAAGAAAUCAAAAGACGCGUUGCAUUGGGCAAAGGACCUCUUUAAAGUAUUGAAAAGCAAAGAUGUCACCUUGAAGACUAAGGUGUGCCUGACUCAAGCCAUGGUAUUUUCAAUCACAUCAUAUGUAUGCAAAGCCUGGAUAAUGAAGAAAGAAGACCAAAGAAGAAUUGAUGCCUUUGAAUUGUGGUGUUGGCGAAGAAUACUGAAUAUACCAUGGACUGGCAAAAGAACGAACAAAUCCAUUUUGGAAGAAGUACAACCACCAGAAUGUGCCUCAGAAGAAUGGUGAGACUGUGUCUUACAUACUUUGGACAUGUUGUCAGGAGGGAUCAGUCCCUGGAGAAAGAUAUUAUGCUCAGUGAAGUACAGGAUCAGUGGAAAAGAGGACCUUCAACGAGAUAGACUGACAAGACUGCAACAAUGGGCUCAAGCAUAACAAGGAUUGUGAGCAUGGCACAGGACUGGGCAGUGUUUCAUUCUGUGGUACACAGGGUCACCAUAAGCUGGAAACCACUUGAUGGCACCUAACAACAACAGUACCAGCAAAUUAUUAAUUUUAGAAUUUGUUUGGGUGUAUAUACUUAUACAAAUUUUAAAACUUAAUAUUAGCUGUUUCAUCUUGAUUGUUUACUCACAGUCCAAUCUUUGAAUUGAUUUUAGAGAAAGAAUUUGAUGACCAAAUACCAGGUGAUUUUAUCAGUUAUAUCUGGGGUUUAUAUAGUGACAUACUGCCUGGAUCAAAAGGAUUAUAUUUCAGAAACAUACCCAUAUAUAAAUAUCAAAAGCCUUAAAAUUUUCCAUGUUAACCUAGUAAUUCUAAGAGUUUAUUUCAAGAAAACAGCUAUGGAUGUGCACAAGAUUCAGUGAAAUGUAAAUAGCUGAAAUGUCCAACAGAGGAUUACAUAAAUUAUGGUUCAGUCAUACAAGAGAAUAAUAAACCAGUAAAAAUAAUGUGGAAGACUAUGUAAUGGCCUGAAAAGAUGUUCAGAAUAUAUUAAGUGAAAAAAGCAAGCUAUAAAACAGUAUGUGCAGUAUGAGCCAUUUUUAUAAAAUAUACACAUAUUUAACAAAGUAAAAGGACAAAUGAUAUUUACCAAAUUAACAUUGGUUAUUUCAACACAGUAGAUGGUUGAUUUUGCUUAAUCCUACCCCCUUUUAUUUUCCUAUCGGAAUUUUCUCUAAAUGAAGAUUUUUUUUUAAGUGGGGGUUGAGGGGUGAGAGAAGUAAUUAACCUCAGAUUAGCCCAAAUACAUCCCCCCCAAAAGGCUCCUUCUAGCGAAGUAAAUGCUUCUUUUCAGCCCGUAUCUGAGAAAUCACUUCUACCAUGUAAAUCUGAGUGUCCUUCAAAGAUGCAAUUCACUCAAACUAUACAAUAGCGGUAAUUGAUACUUAAAACAGAGAAACUCAAGUUAAUUAUCACCAAAAAGAACAGAUGAGAAAAUAAAGAUCCUCGCCUUGAAAAGGAACAACUCAAGUACAUACCACUAAAUUAUCCAAAGUUACAUUAUCUAAGUUUAGUUUAUUGCAAAGAUCAAGACAGCACAGUAGAAGCUGGCGGCUUCUGUUUGACAACAUUCACAGCAUUCACUCUGUCCUUCACUUCAUUCAUUCAUCCAUGCAAAAGGUAUGUACACACAAUGAGUCUGAUGUUUCCUGGUUCCCAGAGUAGAACAGGAAACUUGACAUUUCAAUUAAAAAGGUAAAAUGAGGAUAUUUACCAUCAGACUAUAAAAUUCCUCUUCUGGAAUUCAAAUACUAUAGUAUUUGAAGAUACUCUUUGAAAAAAGAAUAUACAAAAUGAAAGGGGCACCAUUUCAAAAGCACUGGGACUACAUUAAACUUAAAUGAAUUCCAACACUCAUAAUAAUAUAACUCAAAAGCAAAUCUAGUCUUAACAAAAAGCUGCAAUAACUAUGACGAUUUAACAGGCACAAUGAACAGUGUAAACACUGUUUAUGGGCACCAAGUUUAACAGGGUAGACAAUAUUUGCUUCUGCAUUCACACUGAAGUUUUCAAUUACAUUUUUUAAAAAAUGGUGCUGCUUAAGCUAAGAAAGUUUUACCAAAAAAAAAAAAGGUUUUUUAAAUUUUAAUAAA